AUGAACGACUUAGAACCUGUACGCCCAGGUCAACCUAACACGAUAUGGUGUCAUGUUCAUUGCAAGAGUAUCUUCGCACGACACGGGAUUCCUGAAGUUGUUCAAUCAGAUAAUGGACCACAAUUUGCAUCCCAGAAAUUCAGCAGAUUUGCUACAGAAUAUGGAUUCACCCAUGAAACCAGCAGUUCUCAUUAUCCGCAAGUUAAUGGAGAAGCUGAAAGGGCUGUGCAGACGGUUAAGAAUUUUCUGUUGAAAGCUGAAGACCCAUAUCUGGCGCUACUUAACUACAGAGCGACUCCUCUCCAGUGUGGUUUCAGUCCAGCAGAAAUGUCCAUGGGCCGUUGCCUGAGAACGAGAGUUCCAGUCGUCCCUGCCUUGCUUACUCCUGAUUGGCCUAAGCUGGCUGACACGAAGUUAGCAAAUGCAAACCAGAAGGAAGUGCAGAAAAAGAACUUUGACAGGCGGCAUAGAGCUACUACACUUCCGACUCUGUCACCUGGAGAUCAGGUUUGGAUCAAAGAAACGAAUGAAAUGAAGGGGGAAGUUGUGAAGCCUAUUGGUCCGAGAUCUUAUGCAGUCAGGACAUCGACUGGGCUACGCAGAAGGAAUAGGAGGCACCUAAAUCGACGAAGUUCAAGUCCGCCUCCUCAUCAACUGAUCAACCCUGCAGUGUCAUCGACUUUGCCAAACCCUGCAGAGAACAAUAUUUCUAUGGAUAUCGAUCCUGUACCAGUAAUGUCUGAGGAGACCAUGACAGAGUCCGCUUCAGCGUCGUCGUCGUCUUCUGAUGUAACAAACACCCAACCAAAGGGGAUUAUAACCAGAAGUAGUCGUGUAGUUAAAGUACCACAAAAACUGGACCUUUAA
Gigantopelta aegis is the source of this 867-nucleotide messenger RNA. RefSeq lists its product as uncharacterized. Gene Ontology annotation, biological process: DNA integration. The transcript has 2 exons. The record is from RefSeq and is a predicted model, not a curated record. Gene Ontology annotation, molecular function: nucleic acid binding. The coding region runs from base 1 to 867 and encodes 288 amino acids. NCBI's taxonomy places the organism in Eukaryota, Metazoa, Mollusca, Gastropoda, Neomphalida, Peltospiridae.